UAUAUAUUUAUUUAAAUCCCCAAUUUUUAUUUUCAUCGUUUUCACAUUGAAACACAUUAACAUUGCGAGAGAGGAAAAAAAAAAAGGCAAAUACCAGAAAGGAAGAUCCGAAAUUUUCAGUUCUAGGGAAAAAGAAAAGGAAAUCGCCAAGGAAAAUUUUUCAUUUUAGUUGGAAUAUUUUCUCUUUUGGAUUCUUUUUUUCAAACAAUAAAUCUGAAAGAAAAAGAUCGUUUUUUAACAUUGGUUCUUCGUUUGAUCUUUGAUCAGAGAAAAAGGAACAAAUCUAUUUCCUUAUUUAAUAAUCACAGUUUUUUUUUUCCUCUUUGUUGUUGUUAAUCAUUGUGAUCAUCGUCUCUUCUUACACACUCAAAAGAGGAUCCGUCUCUGUUUUGUUUCCUCUAAAGACCAGUUUUUGAUUCUUUUGUGUCUGUGUGUUGUGUUAUACCGAGCCAUGUCUGAAACUCAGCAGGUUCAGAACUCUACUGGGUCGAUUCGAUCUUCCGAGAAUAUUGAAGAUACCUUCAGGAGGAUGGAAGUUAAUGAAGAGCAAUCAAGUCAAUAUCCUGAUCGUCCCGGUGAGCGAGAUUGCCAGUUCUUUCUUAGAACUGGGCAGUGUGGGUAUGGAAACACCUGCCGUUACAAUCAUCCUCUUUCUCAUCUUCCACAGGGUGUCUUUUAUCAAAGAGACGACCUGCCUGAGAGGAUUGGUCAGCCAGAUUGUGAGUAUUUUCUGAAGACAGGAGCCUGUAAGUAUGGCUCAACAUGUAAAUAUCACCACCCUAAAGACAGGAACGGUGCUGGACCCGUGCUGUUCAAUGUUCUCGGCUAUCCUAUGCGACAGGGUGAGAAGUCAUGCCCAUAUUACAUGCAGAAAGGAAUGUGUAGAUUUGGAGUUGCCUGCAAAUUCCAUCAUCCUCAUUCUAAUCCUCAGCCUCAUAAUGGCAGCCACGCUACUACAUAUGGAAUGUCUAACUUUCCUUCUGUUGGUUUUCCUUAUGCCGGUGGCUUGCCGAUGAUGUCUAUGCCUCCUGCAACAUAUGGAGUUAUGCCACCUCCUGGAACUUAUGGAGGAGCUAUGCCACGUCCUCAGGUUCCUCACCCUCAGACCUAUAUGCCCUUCAUGGUUCCACCUCCUCAAGGCUGGUCUACUUACAUGGCUGGAUCUAAUCCUAUUUAUAAUGUGAAAACUCAACUUUACUCCAGUUCGAGUGCAUCGGUUCCUGUGGCAGUGACAUCGCAUCAGCACAGUGUUUCUGAAAGAGCUGAAUGUAGGUUCUUCAUGAACACCGGAACCUGUAAAUAUGGAGAUGAUUGCAAGUACACUCAUCCGAGGGAGAGGAUGUUAUCACCAAAUCUUCUAAACCCUAUUGUUCUUCCAGCUAGAUCAGGGAAACCAGCAUGUGGUAACUUUGCCUCCGGAUACUGCAAGUAUGGAGCAAACUGCAAAUUUGAUCACCCAAUGCCACUAAACCCUUACGAUGGUACAGGCUUGACCAUGCCUUCUCUGCCUACUGCUUAUGCUAUACCUGUUACAACUCAUCUGCCAAGCCGCUCUGAUUCAAAUGCUCUCUCCAAUGGUAGUAAACCUGCUACAGAGAAUCACACCUCAGAGACUGAGAAACAAGACGACAAGUCUGAAGUGCAGGACCCAUCACAACUCAGCGGCUCUGACUCAACUGCUAUAUCCAAUGGUAAUAAACCUGCUACAGAGAAUGAGACCUCAGAGACGGAAGUAACAGAGAAGUCUGAAGUGCAGGGGAGCUCUGAUUCAGCGGCCUUGUCCAAUGGCAACUCUGGCGCAGAGAGUCCAAGUUCAGAGACUAAGAAACAGGAAGACAAUCCUUCACAGCCAGACAACUCAGGAAAUCAGGACUCAUCUGAUAAGUGAUAAUGAUACAUGAUCAUUAUCAUGAGCUCAUAAUCAAUACCAUCAUUACAAUUCGGGUAUCUAACAAUCUCUCAAAAGAUCUCUGUGCCCUUUUUGUUAAUUUUUUGGAAGGAGGGCCUGAAAAUGUUUUAUUUUUUGUUCUGUUUUUUUUGUUCUUUUUGGGUUCAGCCACGGCUGAAACAAAAUAGGGAAUGAACAGUGUUUUGAAUUGGUUAAUAAAAUAAAAUUUGACAUCAA
Molecule: messenger RNA, 2125 nt
Organism: Brassica rapa (field mustard)
Lineage: Eukaryota; Viridiplantae; Streptophyta; Magnoliopsida; Brassicales; Brassicaceae
Product: zinc finger CCCH domain-containing protein 26
Molecular function (GO): mRNA binding; metal ion binding
Source: RefSeq, a predicted model, not a curated record